Molecule: messenger RNA, 360 nt
Organism: Colletotrichum truncatum
Lineage: Eukaryota; Fungi; Ascomycota; Sordariomycetes; Glomerellales; Glomerellaceae
Product: dynein light chain type
Biological process (GO): microtubule-based process
Cellular component (GO): cytoplasmic dynein complex
Molecular function (GO): dynein intermediate chain binding
Source: RefSeq, a predicted model, not a curated record
AUGGCCGACGCUAAGAGCACCUCGCCCGCUCCCCGGGAGAAGUUGGAAGCGCAGGUCAAGAGCGCUGACAUGGUGAGAACUAACACCCCCAUAGAGUUACUGUUGGGAUUUAAUAUUAACUUUUUUAAGACCGAGGACAUGCAACAGGAGUGCAUUGAAGUUGCUCAGGAGGCCAUGACCAAGUUUACUAUCGAGAAGGAUAUCGCCCAGCACAUCAAGCGUACUUUCGAUGAGCGCAAGGGUCCUACAUGGCACUGUAUUGUUGGCCGCAACUUCGGCAGCUUUGUCACGCACGAGACAAAGCAUUUCAUCUACUUUUACCUUGGCCACUGCGCCAUCCUCUUGUUCAAGACUCAAUAG